Chiroxiphia lanceolata (lance-tailed manakin) is the source of this 1232-nucleotide messenger RNA. RefSeq names its product RAD52 motif containing 1 (gene RDM1). Gene Ontology annotation, molecular function: RNA binding. The transcript is spliced from 7 exons. The coding region runs from base 10 to 831 and encodes 273 amino acids. The record is from RefSeq and is a predicted model, not a curated record. Gene Ontology annotation, cellular component: nucleolus. NCBI's taxonomy places the organism in Eukaryota, Metazoa, Chordata, Aves, Passeriformes, Pipridae.
GUCCCGGCCAUGGCGGAGGUGCUGGAGUUCCGUGUGCCCGCGGGCAGUGCCCACACGCUGCUGGUCUGGGGGCUGGAGCCGCAGCCGGGGCUGGAGCACUCCCUGUUCUCCGCGUUCUCCAGGUUCGGGCCGCUGUACUCGGUGUGGGCGCGCGGCAACGCCGCCGUGGCAGGGCCGGGGUGCUGCGGGGUCAUCAAGUUCUACUCAGCUGGGGAUGCCAGCAGGGCCCAGCGCGCCUGCAACGGGCAAAGGCUGUUUCAGAAACGCCCCUUGAAGGUUUGUGUUUGCCCCAAGCAGAGGGGGAUUCAGCAACAAGCCCCUGCCCUCAGCAGCAACAAGUGCCAGGAGUUGGCCAACCACUACCUGGGCUUUAACGGCUGGUCCAGUCGCAUCAUCACGCUGCAGAAGGUGUCUGCCCUUGAUGGUGAGAAUGAGGAGCUGGGACAGAGCUCCCAGCAGGGAUCUGUGGAGUUCCUGUGUGCUCUGGAGCUGACGCUGCCCCAGCACGGGGUGCGCAGCAGGGGAGUUGCCGUGGGCCAGGCAGCCGUAGGAGAUGGGCAAGAUCCCCUGGAGCUCAUCACAGCCACGAGAAGAGCUCAGAAGCUCGCGGUGGGGAAAGCUCUGUCUGGGGCCUUCCAGAAGAUCCUCCUCAUAGUCUUGGAAAAUGGGAAAGUGGCCGUGGAGUACAAUUCCUGCCAGGAGGAGCCCACGGACUCCUUAACAGAAGAGGAACUGAAGGGGCUUGUUCAGGUCAAUGAAUUGUCCUUGGAACAACUUGACCUUGAAGAAGAAGAAGUUUUGUCUGAUCUCAGUUUGGAUGAUAAGCCAUGAAAUGCCCUUUUUGCUUUUCCUCCAGAUGCCCAACAGGGAAAGAAAUGGGCAAUAAACCCUGUGUUCCUAAAAGUAAGCCCCCAGAUACAUGCUGGUUUUGGAGAGGAGGUGUUUUGCUGUCAGCCUGCUCAGGUCAGCUCUCUCUGGAAGCCAGCUUAGCUGCAUGAUUGGUGUUCAGACAGGACAGCAGGUGUGAGCAGCACUCCCAGGACAGCCAAAGGAACAAGCUCUCCCUGCAAGAGCCAUGUACAGCUCCAGGUCACUCUGAUCCACGGGAGAAAGUCUGAGAUGGAAGAUGUCUUAGCAGCAGGAGGAGCUGUGGGGCUGACCCAGCUCUGCACGGGCACAGGAAGAAGCAUUUCUCUAAGUGCAAAUUGUUUAAAAUAAAGUUACAAAGUCUC